This is a messenger RNA of Nylanderia fulva, 3549 nucleotides long. RefSeq lists its product as uncharacterized. NCBI's taxonomy places the organism in Eukaryota, Metazoa, Arthropoda, Insecta, Hymenoptera, Formicidae. The record is from RefSeq and is a predicted model, not a curated record.
AAGCUGCAUGCGAGCGCAGACACUUCGUCGUGUCGAAUUACGAGGAUUAUUCACCGGAUUAUAUUUGCGUUAUACAGUCCUCGGCCGAAAUCUCUAACGACCCAAUUUAUUGAAUGCAACAUCAAAAGAUCGCACGCCGCCCUUGAAUAUUCGUUCAUUCUUCGUUCAAUAAAGCGACAAACAACGCACCAAUAAAAAUAGAAACGAGUUUAAAAUCACGAGACACUGGGCAUAUUCUUUUGACAAGAAAACAACGAAAUAGGAUAUAUUCACGAUGACAAAAUUCGCUGUCAAUUAUUGCCACUGGAUCUCCGUUAUUGGUUCGAAGUUUCAUGGAGCGUAUAAACCUUUCAUCGAAAUAGCUAACAAAAUUCGAAAUCUAAUGUUUAUCCAACCGAGAAUAGUUGUGUGAUGUUACCAAUAGUCAUCGGUAUUAAUAGUAUUCGACUAUAUAUUAUUUCCCAAUUUCGAAAUCUGAGAAGAAAAUGCUGCGGUCUUCUGAGGGAUCCAAUAUUGCAAAAAUGAUGUGGAUGAAGCCAUCUUUCCCGCAUCCUUCGGAGCCUCGCAAACGUCGAAACAGCUCGUUCGGAUUAAGCGUUCGAAUGCACACGCAUAUAGCGAUGUCCAACGACGACGACAAAGGGGGGCGCCGGCUUACGUGCUACGAGAGUGAGACGCGACGAGGAACGACGCGGAGGUGGUCGGUCGUUCAGUCGAGCCGCGACCGCCGAGCGGUGAAUACGCUUCGUAUCGUAUCGCGCGCUCCGCGCUAAAGUCAGUGAGUGAGAGAGAAGAAGAAGAAGGCCCAAGAUUUGUGUGUGGACAAGGCACGACUGUGGGUGAGCCGACGGGGCGAGGAACGAGAACACGCCGUGGGCAGAAAGAGAGGGAAGCAUCACCGGUCGAGAGCGUCCACGUUCACCCGCACGUGUACGGUGCGGGAUUAAAACAGGUGGAGCGAAUCGUGCCGUUACGUUUGGAGUGCGUACGCGUAUAUGUAUACGCACGACACGAUACGAGCUUGGAGCACGCAAGAGAGAGAACCUCGGAGAAGGAUGACCCAGGGACAUUUUUCUAAGCGUCGAAGCGCGAAAUCGCCCAAUUGAAUCCUUGGAUUCUGUUGCGACAGCUCCGAGAGGGAAAGGAUAAUCUUUAUCGUGGAAAAAAGUGAUGACAUAUAGUGACGCGUCGCGAGUGUAACUUUUUUAUGCGUAGUGUUUCGCGGUUUCGAUGAAUGAAAUUAAUUCCGUCAUUUUCGCGUGUGAUUUGAAGUGCGUUUACGCGAGUGAAGUAAGAACUGUGUAACUGUUUCGUUUCGAACGUACAUCGCGAUAUACCGCAACAAACCUCUCGCAAGUGCGAAUUUUCGUGGGAUAGCAGCUGAGAAGACAGAGAAAGAGAGAGAGAGAGAGAGAGAGAGAGAGAUAAGAGGAGGAAGGAAUAUCACCAUUCGGAGCGAGAAGAUAAGGAGCUCAUCGAAGAUGAAGACCACACAGCGAGCUUUAAGCUUCGACGAGACGUCGAUGGACAGCUGCAUAUUGGCGACCGUCGACGAGGGCCGGCGAAUCGGCGACUUGUCAGGCGAGUCGAUGAAGGACGGUAACGAGGUGGAAGUGACGUCAUUGGAGGAAGCCAAGUCGGUCAUAGCGGCACUCAGGGCGAGGCAACGGGCGCAAACCCACCAGAUGCUCGCCUGGCGGAGGACCCUUAAAUUGCAGGAGGACCUGGUGGCUCGAUUAACGCGAGAAAAGGCCGAACAACUACGGACAUUAUCGUCGCAGCUUCUGCUGUUCGAGUCCAGACUCUGCAGGAAGCAGAAGGAGAUCGAAGCCAGUCUAAGUCAACGAGAAUCAAUUAUUCUACGACAACAGAGGGUGAUUCGACAAUUGCAGAGCAGAUUGGCGGAGAGGAGCACUGGUACUAGAGAUUCGCCACCCUGCGACGCCCUGGACAGAUUGGAUAGUUUGGGUGAUAGCGAUAGUGCAGUGGUGCUAGAGGAAACCGCUGAUGAUCCUGCUCCACCGAGAUUUCGUUCUAAUAUCACUGACGUGACUGUGAUCCGUUCUGUAUCUGAUGCGGUGGAGCCGUCGAACAAAUAUUCGUCGAUGCGACGAUGCAACGGUUUCCUCAGAAGACCGGAAAUCCUGGAAACCGUAUAUUCCGUGGAAGAGGAUGGCGACAGCGAGAAUAAUCAGGAUCCGUCCGAGUCGACGGAAAACUCGGAAUACGAAGAUAGGAGAGCGAAAAACUUGGGCAACGGAAAAGGCAGACUUCAGGAUCUUUAUGGCAGUUUCGAGAGGCUGGCACAAGAAACGGAUUCCCCGCCUAGCGAAAGACCCAGAGACGAAAGUCAGCAGGCCCAGGUGACAUACAAUAGGGUAAUGAGUAAUCACAGAUCUGUGACAAAGCCAAAAGACGUGAAAUACAAGAGGAUAAACAAAGCGAAAUCGAAAAGUCUCGAAGAACUCAGAGGACGUCUUAGAAAUUGGGUCGAGAAAGGGACUAAGAAUUAUAUGGCUAUAUCGCUGGAUCAGUCAUAUGCCUGAGCUUACUUUACUCCGUAUAUGAAAGUAUAUAAAUUAUUAUUUUACGAACGAGCAUAAUGUAACUACUGUCAAGUAAUGUUUAACGGCUGAAAUUUUAAUUUUAUCCGUAAGAUACGCGAUUAUUAAGAAAAAUGGACUUCGUAAAGUCGCUGCGGUAUAUUUGAUUGAUGAAAUAUCAUUGUGCUCCAUGUGAUAUUUACUGUAGUAUCUCUUCACAUUAAUUAUGCACGUAGGUCAAAGAUGAACGGAUUCGGCGAGACUUGUGAUAUGAUUUUAUUGUAUACAAAAGCUAGUUAAGAAGAAUUUAUUAUCUGGCAAAACAAGUAAUUAACACUUAAGUGCCAUGGUGAAAAUGUGUAAUCUUAUGAUAUCAUGUAAAUAUUUGUGUAUAUUAUUUGUGAACUUACAUACACACAGAAUAUUUCUGAGAAUAUUUAAUAUUUAAUAUAUACGUACAUACACACAUACAACAAGUUUUUUUUAUGAUCGAUUAUUUAUUAAUAUAAUUUUUUCAAUCGUAAAGUAAAUAAUAUCAGAUAAGAUAAUAUUAGAUGCAUUCAAAAAAUGUAAAAAGCAAAUAAUCUUGUAAGAUUAAGAAAUUUAGGAUUGUGAUUGUCUCCACCAUGGUACUUAUGGGUUAACUUAAAACGUGAUACUCGUUUACGGAUGAAUUUUCAAGGAAACAUUUUCAAUUAUUUUGUUUGUAGACAAUUUAAAUUUGUUUCUUUAUUCUAAAGUUACAUGAAAAAUACUUUAUGCGGCCUAAAUUUUAAGAGAGAGAUUUGAACUACGAAUCUACAUAUAAUUAAAUGUAUAUAUUUGAUAAUAUGGAAACACGUGACAUGUUUCUGCAAACAUGUCUGAUGACAUCAAAAUGAGAUACACUUUUUACCAUUAAAUGGUACUUGUUAAUUAUUAUUACACCUUUGAUCGACGGAUGUAUUACAUCAUGUUUUGUUAUCGAAAAUUUUAAAAGACUAAAUUAAUAAAUUUUUCAUUUUUA